Acromyrmex echinatior (Panamanian leafcutter ant) is the source of this 1993-nucleotide messenger RNA. RefSeq names its product ras GTPase-activating protein-binding protein 2 (gene rin). The record is from RefSeq and is a predicted model, not a curated record. Gene Ontology annotation, molecular function: mRNA binding. Gene Ontology annotation, cellular component: ribonucleoprotein complex; cytosol. Lineage: Eukaryota; Metazoa; Arthropoda; Insecta; Hymenoptera; Formicidae.
UUUGAACGUUUAGUUUGCUGUUUCCAGUGAAAAAAUAUUCUAGAAGUUAAAAAGUAAGAAGAUGGUCAUGGAGGCAUCUCCCUCUCCGCAGAGUGUCGGUCGUGAGUUCGUCCGACAGUAUUAUACAUUGCUGAAUCAGGCGCCUGCCCAUCUCCACAGGUUCUACAAUCAGCAUUCUUCCUUCGUGCACGGCGGAUUGGAUUCUAAUCGAGAGUGUACCCCGGCGAUCGGUCAAAAACAAAUACAUCAGAAGAUUCAACAACUGAAUUUUCGCGAUUGCCAUGCCAAAAUAAGCCAAGUUGAUUCUCAGCUUACUCUUGAAAAUGGGGUUGUUGUCCAGGUAUCCGGAGAACUGUCUAACGCCGGACAACCAAUGCGUCGAUUCACUCAGACUUUCGUAUUGGCUGUGCAAGCACCCAAAACUUAUUAUGUGCACAAUGAUAUCUUCCGUUAUCAAGACUUGAUAUUCCCCGAUGAGGAUGAAGCUGAUGUAAGUGCUGGAGAUAGUGGUGAGAGUGGUGAAAGAGAAGUGGAGGAAAUUGGUCGAUCUGAACCUGAGGAAGAUGAACAUCAAACUCAGGCACAGCAACUGUCGACUCCUGCUCAAGCUACUGAGCAGCAAGCUCAACCACCUCUCAUUCCGACUCAGCAACCUCCGCUGCAGCAACAGCAGCCGAUGUAUUACGCUGCGCCACCCCAACCACAUGUUCAUCCGGUGAUACAGCAAGUAUUAAACGGAACGGUGCACGAGGAGGUAAUCAAUCAACAAGCGCCACAGCAGCAGCAGCAACAGCAGCAGCAGCAGCAGCAGCAGCAACAACAACAACAACAACCGCCGCCACCGCCUCCUGCACAGCAACAUCCAUAUAUAGCUGAACCAGCUGCUCAAUCUCAGUUUGUACAGGAGGCAGAGCUCAGCAAUGGCGAGCAGCCACAACAGCAAAGUGAGAACGAGCCACAGGCCCAGACAGAGGAGAGAAAUGAGCAGCCUGAGACAGAAGCAUUUACUGCAUCCGCACAAGAGACCGAACCCGAACAUCAGGUAUCCAGCGCUACUGUCAACAGCAGCGGACCCAAAACGUAUGCUAAUUUGGUAAAGUCUUUCCCAAGCGGUCCUACUGGUGCUACUAGUCCUCAAGCUCCUAAAUUAUCCAUAUCUCCGCCACCUAUGACGAAUCUACGUCUGGACGAUAGGUCGCCAUUACAUCCUACAAAUAACGGACCGACAUCUAUGUCUGUAUCCAAUAAUGUAUCUACAGUUCAGCAACAGGCGCAUCGAGUGGGCGGAAAUCAACCACCGCAACAACAGCAGCAUCCUCAGCAGCAACGCGUUCCGAGAGGAGGAUUAGUUCAAAGAGGUAAAAAGAACUGGGAACUAGUACAAAGGGGACUAAUACAAAGGGGAAAAGAUGGAGAACGUCGUGGCACAAGACCGGGACAGUACAGCGACGCUCAUCAACUUUUCCUGGGCAACUUACCACACAACGCCUCUGAAAAUGAUUUGCGUCAAGUAUUCGAACGUUAUGGUAGAGUUGCUGAGUUACGCGUGCAUAGUAAAUCGAAUGACAGAUGUAAACCGCAAGGAAACAAUACCGCUCGAGUACCUAAUUAUGGAUUUAUCACGUUCGAGGAUCAACAGGUUGUGACUAAGGUGUUAAAUUCCUUGCCCAUUUAUUAUCCUGACGAGAGUGGACAAAAAUUGAACGUAGAGGAAAAGAAGGUGAGACCCAGGCCCAUGUUGGAUGGUAGUGGUGGCAGAUUGAACUCCGGCGAUGGUGGCAUGCGCUCCAUGGGUGGUCAACAACAACAACAACAACAACAACGUGGACCAGGUGGACCCGGAGGCGUAAUGAGAGGUGGACAGCACGGUGCACGGGGUGGCCGUGGAGGUUUUUCACGAGGUGGUGACGGCGGUAGGGGUGGCGGCAUGCGACAGCCAGGCAAUCCGAGUAAUCCCGGCUACCAAAAUCGUCGCUAAUACCGGCCAUACUAC